Molecule: messenger RNA, 1869 nt
Organism: Erythranthe guttata (spotted monkey flower)
Lineage: Eukaryota; Viridiplantae; Streptophyta; Magnoliopsida; Lamiales; Phrymaceae
Product: alpha/beta-Hydrolases superfamily protein
Biological process (GO): proteolysis
Molecular function (GO): serine-type exopeptidase activity; dipeptidyl-peptidase activity
Source: RefSeq, a predicted model, not a curated record
UAAAGCUGAAUUUUAAUUAUCAUCACACAUCAUUUUCAAUUAUCAUAUCAAAAGAAAAAAAAAAAAAAAGAAAAAAACUCAUCUCCUUAAUUUCUCACACACACACACACACAAACAAAAUAACCAUGGCUUCCUUUUCUUCUUCUUCCAUUGUGGUGCUGCUGCUGCUACUUCUCUUCUUUACUAUAGCAGCAGAAGCACUUCCAACAACUUAUUUCCCAGGAAUUAAUUACCAAUCUGCCCUCAGAAAAAAUGGUUCGAUAAACCCGAAGCCCGAAAUACCAUACGAAACCCAUUACUUCCCUCAGAAUUUAGACCACUUCACAUUUCUGCCACAGAGUUACAGAAUCUUCAACCAGAAAUAUCUUAUUAACAGAGAUUUCUGGCAAAAGGGAGCUCCCAUAUUUGUAUACACAGGCAACGAAGGAGAUAUUGAUUGGUUUGCUGCAAACACUGGCUUCUUGCUUGAUGUUGCUCCCCGGUUUCGUGCUCUUCUUGUCUUCAUUGAGCAUAGAUACUACGGAGAAUCGAAGCCGUUCGGGAAGGAUUCGUACAAGUCUGCAAAGAAAUUAGGGUACCUAAAUUCACAACAAGCUAUGGCUGAUUUUGCUCUUCUAAUAAGAAGUUUGAAACACAACUUAUCUUCAGACUCAUCCCCUGUUGUUGUAUUUGGAGGGUCUUAUGGAGGAAUGUUAGCUGCUUGGUUUAGACUGAAAUACCCUCACAUUGCAAUUGGAGCAUUGGCUUCUUCAGCACCAAUCUUGCAGUUUGAUGACAUCACUCCUUGGUCUAGUUUCUAUGAUGCUGUUUCCCAGGAUUUCAAGGAUGCAAGCUUAAAUUGUUAUGAAGUAAUAAAGGGCAGUUGGGCUGAAUUGGAAGACAUUCCGAGAUACAAACAAGGUUUAGCCGAACUCAGUCGGAAUUUUCGAGCUUGCAAAGAAGUUCGAUCGAUUUACUCGGCUCGAGAUUGGCUGUGGGAAGCCUUUGUUUAUGUAGCAAUGACGAAUUAUCCGACAGAGUCCAAUUUUAUUAAGCCGUUACCUGCCCAUCCGGUGAAACAGAUGUGUAAGAUCAUUGAUGGAUUGUCGCCGGAAACUACAAAGCUUAGCAGAGUUUUCGAAGCUGCAAGUUUAUAUUACAAUUACUCGCGUACGGAAAAAUGUUUCGAGUUAGAAAAUGAAAAUGAUGAUCAUGGCCUCCAUGGUUGGAAUUGGCAGGCAUGUACGGAGAUGGUAAUGCCGAUGUCAAUUUCAAACGAGAGCAUGUUUCCUCCAUAUCAAUUCAGUUACAAAGAUUUUUCAGAUGAUUGCCUCAAAAAUUACGGAGUAAGGCCUCGUCCACACUGGAUCACUACCGAAUUCGGUGGCACUAAUAUCGAACAAGUGCUGAAGAGGUUUGGUAGCAACAUUAUAUUUUCUAAUGGACUACAGGAUCCAUGGAGCAGAGGCAGCGUGCUGAAAAACAUAUCUACCAGCAUUGUGGCUCUUGUAGCUGAGAAAGGAGCACACCAUACCGAUUUGCGUCGCGCAACGAGGAAAGAUCCCGAUUGGCUAAUCGAGCAGAGAAAGCAAGAAAUCGAGAUAAUCCAAAAGUGGAUAUCGGAUUACUAUAUAGACAUUAAGACAAGUUAUUAGAUGGUGAUAUGAAUAUGAAUAUUGCAUAAAUAAUGUUGAAGGUUUCUUCUCGUUUACCAAAAUUAAAUAACUAAUUCACCAAAGUAUAUCAGAGUUUCAUUUUCAUAAACUCUGAAAUAUUUUUUGUUUUCCUUUUAAUUUAUAGUAAAUGAAGUGUCAUUUCUACUAGAUUCCCCAAAAAAAUGUAUUAUACUCCUCCACUAAUUAAGGUGGACAUGGUUUAUUUAAUGGAAAA